Messenger RNA from Mandrillus leucophaeus (drill), 2255 nucleotides. RefSeq names its product chromosome unknown open reading frame, human C2orf66. The record is from RefSeq and is a predicted model, not a curated record. The transcript has 3 exons. NCBI's taxonomy places the organism in Eukaryota, Metazoa, Chordata, Mammalia, Primates, Cercopithecidae. The coding region runs from base 886 to 1239 and encodes 117 amino acids.
AUAAUCAUCAUCAUAUUUCUAGCUGCUACGUAUAUCCCUUCCCUUAAAAGUAAAAAAGGAGAAAAUCACUUUGCUGUGUGGAAGUGCUUUGUGUGUUUUAUAAAAUCCCCAUAAAAUAUUUAGUGGUUCAAGGAACGGCUGCCGCAUUUCUAAGGCAAAUAGCUUAUCCCUGAAAAAGCUUGAGGAUCUGACUCUCAAGAGUCUUUGUGCUCUGGAUGAAUAAGAAAUCAUUAUUUUUGAACUUCCUUGCUCACGUCAGUGACUUCCACCUGCACCCAAUCCAUUGGUUAUAAGUACCCAUGAAUUGCCUUGCCAAUUAUAGGCAGGAUUACCUAGGAGGACCAGGCAAAACCAAACUCCUGGUAAGCUUUAUUAGCCUUUUCUAUGAUGUGUCUCAGUUUCCAUUUCACACCUUGGAGUGGAAGACAAUCUCUACUCACACUGUUGUGGUACGUGUCUGUCUGUCUCAGAUGUGUGUGUAAGGUGUAUUUCUCAGCUCAGGGUAUCUGAAGUAAUUUCUUUUUUUUUUUUUUUUAAGACCGCUGUCUUAAGGCUUAAAAGUAAUUUAAGGUUUUGUUUUUUGUUAUUAUUUUGAGAAUUGCAGUUUCUUUGGAGACAACAAAGUACUUUUUAUUCAAAGAUGAAAGAGGCAUACUCAGACUUUCUAUGUUAUGUUCAUACUUGUUUUGCUUAUCACUGUAUAACAUUCUCAUCAUGAUGGGCUACUUUAAGCUAAUCAGUUGGAUUUUGGGGUCCUCAUUUAGAAGUCAAUCUGGAAAAAAUAUGGCUGUAAAACUUAGAUGAACCAGUAUGCUAUUUCUCCUUCCUUGUCUGCCUUUAGAGAUGUUUUCUCUUUCUCUCUCUCUUCCCUGACUAUCUCUCUCAAUGAUCAUUGACAGCUCCCCCAUUCCCUCUUUCACUCAGCUUCACUCCACCAUGACCAGAGCAUCUCUCCUGCUACUAUGUGUUGCCCUGGUGCUGCUUUGGCAUGUGAAUGGAGCCACACUAAGAAACAAAGACAAAUGGAAGCCACUCAACAACCCCAGAAACAGAGAUCUGUUUUUCAGAAGCCUUCAGGCAUAUUUUAAGGGCAGAGGUCUUGAUCUUGGAACAUUUCCAAAUCCUUUCCCCAUGAAUGAGAAUCCUAGACCUCUCUCUUUUCAAUCAGAACUUACUGCUUCUGCAUCUGCAGAUUAUGAAGAGCAGAAAAACUCCUUUCACAAUUAUCUUAAAGGCUGAAAGUUUCUUCUGAGCUCAGGUGUCUGGCUAUUGUAAAACUACAGAUGAAGCCUCUCAUUAGAAAAAUUCAACCACUGUCGUAGCUAAACUUUCGUGGAGUUUCUUUCCCCCUCACUUUUAUUUUUCAGUUUGUAAUGAUUCUAUUCCACAUUUCCAUAUUUACAUAUAAAUCGCUGGAACUAUGAUUUCUAUGCAUAUUUAUGGAGUGUUUUUCCUGUACAACCAUAAAUAUUGAUGUAGAGCAGUGCAUGCAUUUGUAGGAGUUACAAAAACAUCACAAACUGAAAAAAGAUUAUAAUCUAAAUUAGAUGUUUCUUUAAGCUUGUUUUUAAAACGUGUCUUUUAAGUUUAUUAUCUUUUAUCAACCAAUUUUUUUUAAAGGGACAUGCUCACUUUUAGUAUAGUAAAAUUUAUUAUAUGUGAUAGGGGGUUGGGUUUAAAAUUUGUCUUCCUUUCCUAAAAAGAAGAUGCAUUCCCAUGUUCAGCAUACACUACUAAAAGACCUCACAGUUUUAGUUUCAUAAGAAAUGAGGGCAAGUGAUAAACAGCCACAAUUAAGUUAAAAUGGAAGCAAACAACCACAACAAACAUGGGAUUCUAGAAGUUGUCAAUGCCUCUGAAGAUGCUCUUUGCCAGAAUAUUCAGAGGUGGACAUUGUGCCACAUCAAAUAUUCUAGCAAUGCCCCAGCCCUUGCUCUCAUACACAACCUCCUCAGGAAGGAAAAGUAGAAACAGGUGAUUUCCUCUCUUUCCAACCAGCCCCUGCCCUCCUUACUCUAGCUCAUGCUGAGUUAUUCUGAUUCCCAUAUUCACAUUUGGAAUAGCUGCUUUUCCUGUAUCUUUAUAGAUAGCUGCAUCAUCUUCUCUAUGAUUCCUGCAAAAGGAAUGUUGCACUAAAAUGCAACAUUGUCCUAACAUUAGUCUGUGCAUUUCAAAAUAGUUUACUGUGGCUUUUUUUUUUUUUGGUGGAUUAUUGAUAUUGUAUAUGAAGAAUAAAAUAUUUGUGCAAGAACAGA